AUGCAGUUGGUCGACCACGCCCUGACUUCUUCUGGCGUUGUUUUCCCGAUGGCAAAGCUCUUUAUGAUAGCCUCGGAGAUGUUAUAUGCCAUGGUGAUAAAAGCGUCAGGGAAGGGCACAAAAGCUUCCCAAGCGGACACACCUCAUGCUUUGUUGCGGGUCUGGGAUUUCUGUCGCUGUACUUAUCUGGGAAGAUACAAGCAUUUGACGGUCUUGUGGCUUCUACGUUCUGCUAUCUUCAAUUCUUCCCACCACCGUAUCACACAAGGUUGGGGACCAUACGCAUACUUCCAAGUGUUGGAGGCGGCGCGGUUGCAAGGAACCGAGAAUGCCGCAACCUCCCCAAGUUAUAAUGGUGAAGAAGAAGAAGACGGCGGGUUUAUGGGUUUGCAUUUGGUGGAUAAUCCGAGUAUGAGGAGAGAAUAA
This is a messenger RNA of Arabis nemorensis, 426 nucleotides long. NCBI's taxonomy places the organism in Eukaryota, Viridiplantae, Streptophyta, Magnoliopsida, Brassicales, Brassicaceae. The record is from the annotation of a GenBank genome assembly.